Molecule: messenger RNA, 1128 nt
Organism: Macroventuria anomochaeta
Lineage: Eukaryota; Fungi; Ascomycota; Dothideomycetes; Pleosporales; Didymellaceae
Exons: 2
Coding region: 212-979 (255 amino acids)
Source: RefSeq, a predicted model, not a curated record
CCACACUAGCAAUGACGCUGUCAACCAUGCUGGACUUCUGUCAAUUGGGCGGGUUGCAUUCGUCCUAUCGAAUGAAUGCUCCCUCACCUACGACUUCAUAUAAAGCUUGACCCCAAGCCGGCAAGUAUGGGCUUUCUCAUCAUACCCCUCUACAAGAACCUUCUGAUUUCACUCUUCCUCACACACUAUAUCUAUAUCACUCUAUACCCUCAUGCCGUCUCCACCUCGAGGUUAUACAACGUUUCCGAGUGACGCAGACCUCUUCUACUUCUGCACCACGUCGUCAACUUCUGCUGAGGACCUUGGUAUCAACUACGCACCUCCAUCACAAUCAUCUCUACGAGUUGGCGUCGUCAUCCUCAGUCAAGACCAGAUCCAACUCACGGACCUCGCCGCUGUUGACCUCCUGUCGACAUUGAGCAGGAGUAGGAUCGGCAAGUUGAGUGCACCAGCGAGUACGCUCGAUGAAGCUGUCGAUGAAGUGGACGUUCGAUAUGUCAGUGUGACCGGAGAGGGGUCGUUUCCAGUCACCUCUGGCGCUCGAAUGCCAGUGACGCAGAACUCUUUCGCGAACACACCGCAAUUUGAUGUCCUGAUCAUCCCUGGAUCAUUUUCCACAAAGGAACUAUCAGAGGCAGCAACAUCCUUCCUUGCUGCACAAUGCUCGAGUCCUGACCUCCGUGCCAUCUUCAGCAUAUCAUCUGGUAUCUUGCAUCUCACUCAGACCGGUCUUCUCUGGAAGCGACGGGCCUCCGCACCACGCUGCCUAAUACCGGCUCUUCAGCAACGCUACCCAGAGACAUUUUGGCAAACGAAGGCCUGGAAUCGACACGACAAGAUCUGGACUAGUUCGACUGCUAUCUCUGCCCUUGACAUGAUAGCUUCCUGGGUGCGCGAGUUUUUCUGGGACCGACACGAAGCCGUCGAGUGUGCUUUGGCCGCUGCUGGAAUCGGAUCGCUGGACGAUUUCGAUUAUUGACGACUUCACAAUAUGCAUUCCCUGGCGUUACGGGCAGCCUCAACUCUAUUGGUUCUCUACCCCUCUCUAGUGCAGACGAAGGGCACAUUAAGGUUUUCGCCUGUUGUACUAUUACACAUCUUGUUCGUUGCGACAACACGAUCGCACAA